UUUAUAAGCAUUGUAGAAUGUAAAUAAAACACUUGUGAUUUGUGUAUCGUAUGAAGGUGAACAAUAUUAAAAAAAAACCAAGAAUAUAUACAACUAUUACAUACAUGCAUUUUUUUCCAAUCAUCACGGACAUUGCGUAAUGUUCCACAUUAGUUGUAUUGUGUUAACAUUAUGUUCAGUGAUUUUAUGGCAAACUGGUGUAACUAAUGCCAAAUCAUCUGUGAAAAUAGAUCGUGAAGAAAUAGAAUGUGACAUAUGUAUCGGCGCAGUAUCACUUGGGAAGCUGUUUCUUGUGUCACCAGUCAUGGAUAGUAUAAAGAAAAUGCUAGUAGGAAGAAUGUGCACUUUACCUGGGAUUAUGACAAAAAGAUGUAUUCAUUGGGGAUAUAAACAGGUAGACAAUUUAGUUGUUCAGCUUUUAAAACAAAGUUCAUCGAAACCAUGUAAGUAUGUUUCGUAUUGUCCAGAUGAAAAAUCACCAAAACAUUAGAGAGUUGAGUAAACAUUGAAACAAAAUUUAAGUUCGAUUAUUUUUGGUGAACAACUUGAUCUGAAGAAAACAAAAAUUCGUAGCAUGCAAUAAUUUUUAGCUCAAUGACAAAUAUAUGGUUUAAUAUAAA
This is a messenger RNA of Schistosoma turkestanicum, 620 nucleotides long. Lineage: Eukaryota; Metazoa; Platyhelminthes; Trematoda; Strigeidida; Schistosomatidae. The record is from the annotation of a GenBank genome assembly.